Entamoeba invadens IP1 is the source of this 378-nucleotide messenger RNA. RefSeq lists its product as hypothetical. The record is from RefSeq and is a predicted model, not a curated record. The transcript has a single exon. NCBI's taxonomy places the organism in Eukaryota, Evosea, Mastigamoebida, Endamoebidae. The coding region runs from base 1 to 378 and encodes 125 amino acids.
AUGGCCUAUAAGGAGGGAAGCUGGUAUUUAGAAGAACAAUACCAUAAAGCCGCAAUAGAGCUGAUAAAGAGGUGCUACGAACCAGCAGUAGAUGAGCAAGCAUUCUGGUUCUGCAUACAAAAUGCAGAUGACUGGUAUUUGCACUUGAAUGGGGAGCUAUCAGAUAUUGCAUGGAACUUCAUGCUAGACUUUCAAGAAAAUACCCCAGCUUGGCUGAGAGAAAAAAACCAGAGCGAAAUUUAUGAAGACGAUAUGGCAGCUUUCAAAAGAAGAAACAGAAUCCCAUUAAAUUGGGACUUAAACCACGCAUUAAGAGAAAAAGUGAGAAUGAUGAUAGAAAUCGGGAAUAUACCAGAUCAAGACACCAAAGAAGACUAA